UAUGCCGAUCAAAUCCAUGCUCAGAUCUCAUAUUCUAAUAUACGCACUUUCGAAGAAGUUUUGGAAGAAAAUAUUGUUUAUCUAGUAAUGAGAAUCAAGGUAUUGUGCAAUUUCUAAAGCACAAAAACUACCAAUCACCCUUGCAUGCUGCAGUUUUUUGGCAUGACCAAGCUUCAAAAGCUCACGGAAAAUGAAUUUUCCAAUUUCAAGUACAACUUUAAGAGUUUUGAGGACAUUCACAAAACAAGUAUUGGUGACACUGUGCUUUUAGUUUGUAAAGACUUGGAAAAACACUCAAAGUCUGGGGAGGAGGAGGAAAUCACAAGUUCAGACUGUUUGGUUGUUGCAGAAUCUGGUUUGCAUUUUGAUGCUUCAGAAAACACUCUUAUGAACCCAGGACCUUUGGCUGGAAAUGAGGAGGUUGUCAGGAACGAUGCAGAACCUACUCUUCUCAACAUAGAAGAUAGGGUACUUUUCCACCAAGGAGAUGCCUCUGAAACAUCAGUGGAACUGCUUUCUUUAGAAGACCCUUUGGCAAAUAUAGAUGGAAGGAAUAUGGCACUUUCAAAUAAUGCCAUUGAGGAUAUGCCACAAGAAAGAGUUGAGCCUAUACUUUACACACACUCGGAUGGAGAGGACAAAGCCUUUAUAGAUUAUGAACUUAAACCCCUCCAAAUCGACACUUCUAGGUGCUCUAGGACACCUUUAUUUUUGGGAAGGGUGUUUAAAGGUCGGAAAACUUUCUCUCCAUCUCAUAUGGUCACAAGAAGUAAAGCGAGGCUUCUUACUGAAGGUAGGAAAAAUACUCCUUUGGGCUUGUUAGAUGAAUCUGAUGACUCAGCCAAUUCCUUCGAUAAUGAUAUUAUUCAAGCCUUCAAACUAAGCUGUCCAGUUAAGAAGGAGGCUGCUCCCAAACCCCCCAUCAACCCCUAACACGAAGCCAGAAAAAGAAAGCAAAAAAGAAGGCUAAGAUUGCUAAGUUCAUUUAAAGCUUCUGAAUUCUUCGGGGAUUAAAGGAUAGUGGAAGAUCACGGGAAAAACUUGGGUCCUCUGCUCAGUAAUCCUUGAGGGCAUUAUGGGACCCUUUUCACUGUUUUGUCCUCCAUUGGCUGGAACAUAGCAUGAGGAAGGAUACGGGAAUAAUGAAGACUAUAUAUACUG
Messenger RNA from Cuscuta campestris, 1161 nucleotides. The record is from the annotation of a GenBank genome assembly. NCBI's taxonomy places the organism in Eukaryota, Viridiplantae, Streptophyta, Magnoliopsida, Solanales, Convolvulaceae.